UCCGCUUAAUGUUUCUCCCCUGUUAGGAACUAGGAAGGGAAGCAGAGCAGAGUAUGAAGAGGCAAAGAGCUCAGAGAGGAAAUGGAGCCGAAGAAUAUAUUGCUUUGUUUUUCAUUCUUUGCUUCCCUCCUUGUUUUGUGUCAUGAGAGGUUUUAAAUGUUCGUCUGACCUUCAAUUAAUGGCAGUAGUAGCAGCUGCAGAGUCGCCUCCAGAGAUCUUUCCAUGGCUCAAAAAUCUACCAUUAGCUCCGGAAUACCAUCCUUCUGUAGCAGAAUUCCAGGACCCUAUCGCUUACAUUCUCAAGAUCGAGAAAGAGGCGUCCAAGUUUGGCAUCUGCAAGAUCGUUCCUCCUCUCCCUCCACUUCCCAAGAAAACCGUAAUUGCCAACAUCAACCGUUCCCUCGCCGCUCGCAACAACAACUCGAACUCGAAAUCCCUACCCGCAUUCACCACCAGGCAGCAACAGGUCGGAUUCUGCCCUCGGAAGUCUCGACCGGUUCAGAAACCCGUGUGGCAGAGUGGUGAGACCUACACUCUACAGGAAUUCGAGGCGAAAGCGAAGCAGUUCGAGAAAACCCAUCUGAAGAAAACUGGGAAAAAGGCUAUCUCAGCGUUAGAAAUCGAAACCCUUUUCUGGAAGGCGAGCAUGGAUAAACCCUUUUCGGUGGAGUACGCCAAUGACAUGCCUGGCUCAGCUUUUGAGCCGGUUAAUGGUAAGAAAUGGCAGGAAGCAGGGGAAGCGGGUAGCGUUGGAGAGACAGCGUGGAACAUGCGAGGUGUUUCGCGGGCAAAAGGUUCGCUGCUAAGGUUUAUGAAGGAGGAAAUACCUGGUGUGACUUCUCCCAUGGUUUAUAUAGGAAUGCUGUUCAGUUGGUUUGCUUGGCACGUGGAAGAUCAUGACUUGCACAGUUUGAAUUAUUUACAUAUGGGGGCGGGGAAGACGUGGUAUGGAGUCCCAAGGGAUGCAGCUUUUGCAUUCGAGGAGGUUGUCAGAGUGCACGGGUAUGGAGAGGAGGUCAAUCCUCUUGUUACUUUUGCUAUUCUUGGUGAGAAGACCACAGUGAUGUCACCUGAAGUACUUAUCAGCACAGGGAUUCCUUGCUGCAGAUUGGUGCAAAAUGCGGGGGAGUUUGUUGUCACUUUCCCAAGAGCCUACCAUUCAGGGUUCAGCCAUGGAUUUAAUUGUGGAGAAGCAGCAAAUAUUGCCACUCCUGAAUGGUUGAGGGUUGCAAAAGAAGCUGCAAUCCGCAGGGCUUCAAUCAAUUAUCCUCCCAUGGUGUCUCAUUUUCAGUUACUCUAUUCUCUUGCACUAGCAUUAUGUUCAAGGAUACCUAUGAGCAUUAGUACUGAACCACGGAGCUCUAGACUAAAAGAUAAGAGGAGAGGUGAAGGAGAAACAAUGGUCAAAGAGCUAUUUGUGCAAAACGUUGUACAGAACAAUGACCUUAUUCACGUUCUUCUCAAAAAAGGAUCUUCAUGCAUACUUCUUCCACAUAAUUCUUUGGAUCUAUCUAUAUGUUCAAAUUUACGUGUUGGUUCUCAGAGAAAGGUAAACCCCAGGUUAUCACUUGGUUUACACAGUCCCAAAGAAGAGAUGGAAGCUUCAAAAAUUUUACUUUCAGAUGAUAUGGUGCUAGACAGGAAUACACAUCUAAGGAAUUUGAGUGGAUUCUCUUCAGUGAAAAGAAAAACUUCAUCUGUGUAUGAAAGGAAAAGUGUUCCCACAUUAUGUGGAGCUGAUUAUUUUUGCACUUCUACUACGGAAAUGCAUAACUUACAGACUGAAAGAGUGUAUAAUGCUGGUGAUGGGUUAUUAGAUCAGGGACUGUUUUCAUGUGUCGUGUGUGGGAUAUUGAGCUUUGCAUGUACAGCUAUCAUUCAACCUAGUGAAGCAGCUGCUCGAUAUCUUGUUUCAGCUGAUUGCAGCUUCUUUAAUGAUUGGAUUGUUGGUUCUGGAGUAGCUACUGACAGAUAUACUGUUUUAGAUGGAGAUGCAGGUACAGCUAAGCUGAAUUCCUGUUCAGGAAUGGAGAAAUGUGUUAGGGAUGGUCUUUAUGAUGUCCCAGUCCAAUCUGGUGAUUACCAAUUCCAGGUGGCAGGUCAAAGCGUUGAAGUUACUUCAGAUACCAAAACAAAGACGGGUAUUUCCUCCCUUGAUUUAUUAGCCUUCGCUUACGGAAAUUCAUCAGAUUCAGAGGAGGAUCAGGAUAAACCUGAGUUGUCUGUGUUUUCUGAUGAAGAUGAUUUGAAAGACUCUUCAUCACAAUGUAGAUCUACACAUUCAGUUCUUUCAUCUGAACACACAUCCUUGUGCAAUAGUUCUAAGUUGUCUUUAGUGCAUGCUUCAACCCAUAAAGAUGGAGCACCCAGCACUCUUUCUUGCCCUUCAUCAACAGUGAGUUAUGCAAGUGAAGUUUCUGUACAAGUUUAUGCUUCAGACAGCACUCCUGGACAUCCAAGUACUAAUUUGAAAAAUCAGCAUAAAAAAAAUUUUGAUACCUCACUUAAGAGUGAUACAAGGAGCUUAGUAACUUUGGAAUCAAAUGAUUUAGACGACACAUACAGGGAUCCACUGGUAGUUUCUAGGAGGGUGGCAAGUAAAUUUACUGAAGUCCAUCAUUGUGAUGGUAAGAUGGAUAAUAUAGAAUCUGAAAGAAUGAAGUCAAAUGAUGCUGAGACAUCAGUAAAGAGCAAAGCCAUUUCACUCAUGCAGAGAACUGAUAAUGAUUCUUCUCGGUUGCAUAUAUUUUGCCUUGAACAUGCUGUGGAGGUUGAAAAGCAACUUAAUCCAAUAGGAGGAGUGCAUGUGUUACUUCUGUGCCAUCCGGAGUAUCUGAAGAUAGAAGCCGAAGCAAAAUCAUUGGCAGAAGAAUUGGGAAUUGAUUAUCUGUGGAAAGACGUUCCAGUCAGGGAGGCCACUGAAGAAGAUCAACAGAGAAUCCAAUCAGCUCUGGAUGAUGAUGAAGUGAUACCCAGUAAUGGGGACUGGGCUGUAAAGCUUGGAAUCAAUCUCUAUUACAGUGCCACCAUCAGUCGCUCGCCUCUCUAUAGCAAGCAGAUGCCAUACAAUUCGGUCAUAUACAAGGCAUUUGGCCGGAGUUCGCCAGACAUCUCCCCAACAAGAUCUAAGGAUUCUGGGAAGAGGCCUGGCAAGCAGAAGAAGAUUGUUGUUGCAGGAAGAUGGUGUGGGAAGGUUUGGAUGUCAAACCAGGUUCAUCCAUAUUUAGCUCAAGCAGAUGAAUCCGAAGAACAAGAACUUACAAGAAGCUUCCCAAUUCAAACAAUGCCAAAUAGGAAGCCUGACAGGAAAGUAGACAUUAGCCAACAGGAACAACCAGUGCUUCCAGAGAAGAUACCAUUGCGUGGAACGAUGACCACUGUAGCUAAAAAUCCUGGACGGAAGAGGAAAAGAUCUGAGAAGGGGAUGAUCAAGAAACAGAAUUGUCUGCAAAGAGAUAAUCCCAUCACAUCUAUAGAUGACUCACCAGAGCUGGAUACACCUUCCCCUUGUGGUAGGCUUAUCAGAAGUGAACAAAUGAAACAUGAGACACCACCACAUCAUAAUGAUUGUGAGGACAUCAGAGAGGAAGAUUCUUGUGAGAAGGAUGACAUUGAAGGUGGACUGAGCAUGCGUCUAAGAAAAAGACCACAAAAAAAGCCUUAUGAAGAAGUGAAAGUCAAACCCAUGCAUGAGAAGCAAACGAAGAAAAAGUCCAAGAAAACUUCAAGCAGCAAUGAAGUAGAUACCAAGGAUGAGGAAGCAGACUACCUAUGUAAUAUAGAGGGGUGCUCUUGUAAAAAGGAUGGCAUUGAAGGUGGACUGAGCAUGCGUCUAAGGAAAAGACCACAAAAAAAGCCUUGUGAAGUGAAAGUCAAACCCAUGAAUGAGAAGCAAAUGAAGAAAAAAGGCAAGGAAACUUCAAGUAGCAAUGAAGUAGAUACCAAGGAUGAGGAAGCAGAAUACCAAUGUGAUAUAGAAGGGUGCUCUAUGGGGUUUAGCUCAAAGCAGGAGCUGGUGUUGCACAAGCGUAACAUCUGCUCAGUGAAGGGUUGUGGAAAGAAAUUCUUCUCCCACAAGUAUCUAGUGCAGCACAGGCGUGUCCACAUGGAUGACCGCCCCCUAAAAUGCCCAUGGAAGGGUUGCAAGAUGACAUUCAAGUGGGCAUGGGCAAGGACUGAGCACAUAAGGGUGCACACUGGUGCCCGGCCCUAUGUGUGUCGCGAGCCAGGUUGUGGUCAAACAUUCCGAUUUGUGUCUGAUUUUAGCCGUCACAAGCGGAAGACAGGCCACUCAGUGAAGAAAGGUAAAGGAUAGGUAAGAGGGUGAGGAGGGUUGUAAUUAAGUGUUGUAAAAUGGCAUCACUAAUUGAACUGUUGUUCCAUUGGUAGAAGUAGAGAUGGUUAGAAUCAGAGAAUAUCUCUGCAACUUCUCUUCCAUUUUUAUUUAAUUUCUACCCCUCCCCCUUACCCAAAAAAAAGACACCUCGAAUCUGUUUUGUGGGACUUCAUUUGGCAAGUUAAUAUACCUCAACCAGAGAAAUUGUUCA
Molecule: messenger RNA, 4547 nt
Organism: Nelumbo nucifera (sacred lotus)
Lineage: Eukaryota; Viridiplantae; Streptophyta; Magnoliopsida; Proteales; Nelumbonaceae
Product: lysine-specific demethylase REF6-like
Biological process (GO): chromatin remodeling; regulation of gene expression
Cellular component (GO): chromatin; nucleus
Molecular function (GO): histone H3K4me/H3K4me2/H3K4me3 demethylase activity
Source: RefSeq, a predicted model, not a curated record